Phragmites australis (common reed) is the source of this 1886-nucleotide messenger RNA. RefSeq names its product cyclin-SDS-like. The record is from RefSeq and is a predicted model, not a curated record. Lineage: Eukaryota; Viridiplantae; Streptophyta; Magnoliopsida; Poales; Poaceae. Gene Ontology annotation, molecular function: cyclin-dependent protein serine/threonine kinase regulator activity. Bases 51 to 1493 code for a protein of 480 amino acids. Gene Ontology annotation, cellular component: nucleus; cytoplasm; cyclin-dependent protein kinase holoenzyme complex. The transcript has 6 exons. Gene Ontology annotation, biological process: regulation of cyclin-dependent protein serine/threonine kinase activity; mitotic cell cycle phase transition.
CUCACACACACACACACACACACAUCCCGCAGGCACGUGCGGAUCACACCAUGCUCGCGUCGGUGCCCACGAGGCCGCGCUCCAACCCAUUCCGCCGGCGGAGAGGUGUGGCUCCGCUGCUCCUCGAUCGGACCGCGGCGGCGAAGCGACCCGCUGAGUCAUCCACCUCGGCCUCCUCCUGCUUCCGCAGCGAGGUCAUCUCCACCUCCUCGACCUCCCUCGCCGCGUAUCAGCACCCGGAGAAGAGGCCUCGGCGCCAGGACGCGGACGAGGAGCAGUCGGCCGGCUCCGAGUGCUCGGAGGUGACCGGCGGCGCGAGGGCGCGCCCCGCCGAGGUCGAGGCCUCCGAGUCUUCGUGCUUUGGCUCCGUGCUCGAGUCCAACCUCGCCUGCCCCGAGAAGCUCGCUGACGAGGCUGAGGGGACCGAGUACUCCUCCGCCUGCGAUGAGCUGACGCCGUCGGAGCCCGAGGACGAGGUGCUCAGUGGUCCCUGGCGCUGCGCCGAGUACUCCCCCUUGACUGAAGACGACGACGACGACGCGCCCUCUGCGACCUUCUCCAUCUUCCUCGCCUUCGCCAAGCAGUUCGUCCCCUGCGUGCACCCCAAAUCGCGCGACGUCACCGAUGCCGCUCUCGAUUUCCUAUCGGGGAAGCGGUUUGAGGACUUGGACGACGAGGAGAGCUACGAGCGGUUCCGGCGGCGGGAGCAGCGCGGGGUGGUUGCGCUCGACUACACUGAGAUGUACAGCUCCAUGCCCGGCAGCCACUGCCGUCUCGUCGUGGAGCAACGUGUCGUCAUGGUGAACUGGAUCAUCGAGCAUUCGAAUGUGAUGAAGCUGCAGCCAGCGACAAUGUUCAUGGGGAUUGGACUGAUGGACCGCUUCUUGACGCGUGGCUAUGUAAAGAGCAUGAGGAACUUGCAGUUGCUGGGCAUUGCCUGCAUCACCCUGGCCACCCGCAUUGAAGAGAACCAACCCUACAAUUGCGUCCUUCAGAAGAAAUUUAAAGUUGGGUUCAACACUUACAGCCGAAGUGAGAUUGUUGCCAUGGAGUGGCUGGUUCAGGAGGUCCUCAACUUCCAGUGCUUUGUCACAACAACACACCAUUUCCUCUGGUUCUAUCUGAAGGCUGCCAAAGCGGAUGACAAAGCAGAGGACAUGGCAAAAAACCUGGCAUUGCUCUCACUUCUGGACCAUAAUCAGCUCUCCUUCUGGCCCUCAACUGUCGCAGCCGCUGUCGUAGCCCUUGCUUGCCUUGCCACAGACAAUGAGUCAUCAUGCCAUUUAGUUAUGGAGACCCACAUGAGGACCAAAGACGACGAUCUGCCUGAAUGCCUAAUGGUUUGCUUCCUCCCUCACAUCCUGAUACCGGGAACCAUGAACCGUGCUCGUCAGAGUUUGCAGCAACAAACAGAACUGGACUUUUAUCGCGCUAUGACAUCUAACAUCCACUACCCUCUGCAAUCUUUUUCACGCAGAGUCUCGAGUGGCUGAUCAACUACACUUCGUGAUACGCGGCACCAAGGUGAUGAAAUUGAUCGAAUCUUGCUGAUUCCCAGUAACACUGCGUGGUACGGUCGCUCAGUUAUGGGGAUGUGUAGGCCAUACAUGAUUCGUAGCGUUAACAGAUUCUUUCUGUACAUGCCAUUAGUUUGCCCAGCAGGGUAGUUAAAGGCCAAGGCAGCAUAAACCGUAGCUCGUGAUUGUGCGACUUCUGAUUAGGAGCAACGCAACGACGAGAUUUUGGUGUUGAGCUGUCAGCAUUUAGGGAUUACCGAACUGCUGUAGUGGGCCGUCUUGUCUUUACAUCGUUUCUUCAGCUAAUACAUUUGUUUAACCGAUGCCUUAUCGAUAAUUUGCUUCAACAAAAAAGGUCCUGUUGAUACC